AUGAUUGAUCUUGGAGAACCAUUGUAUGUAAGUUCUUAUUGUGGUGCCCAGAUGUGGUAUGAGGAGCGAUCUAACAAAUGUGACAAUACAACCAUAAAUGUUACAUUUUUGCUUUGCUGUUUGAAAGGAGUGGUUGAGCUUCCAUACGAAUUAAGUCCUCAAAAUCUGCUAAUUAACUUAAUGAAUGGACAGGAAUCAAGGAGUAAACAUUACAAAGAAAACAUUCAAGCAUAUAAUAAAUUAGUCAUUUCUGAUCCAAUGACAACACAAACAACCUGGAUAAAACAUUGGUUGAAGACAUCACAAAGAUGGUGGAUGAACAUAAUGUCUUGGUCAAGUCCUUUAGAAAAUUUUGCAACCACAUGCAACAUAACAACACAUCCAAUUUGUGUUUUAGGUUGUUUAGAAAUUGAAUAA
This is a messenger RNA of Vicia faba (fava bean), 417 nucleotides long. NCBI's taxonomy places the organism in Eukaryota, Viridiplantae, Streptophyta, Magnoliopsida, Fabales, Fabaceae. The record is from the annotation of a GenBank genome assembly.